Molecule: messenger RNA, 6144 nt
Organism: Paramuricea clavata
Lineage: Eukaryota; Metazoa; Cnidaria; Anthozoa; Malacalcyonacea; Plexauridae
Source: the annotation of a GenBank genome assembly
AUGAAAUCUCGAAAGCUACAGUUGUGUUCGUAUUCAAUUUUUUCAGCAAGUUUAGGACCAACAUCGGUAAAAUAAUCAUCAAAAACAUUAACCAGUUCAAUAGUUGAUGUAACUGUUUUCUCUGGUAGAUUAAUUUCGUUAACAAUAUUUUGCUUCUGACUUCUUCCUAGUAUCUCAUUAACUGUUUUCCACGCAUAUUUUGGGUUCGUUUUGUUAUUGAGGAAUUUUGUUGCAUAGUAUUCCCUUUUAGCAUUUCGCAAGGCAAUAUUUGCAGCAUUUCGAGAUGACUUGUACAGCUUCCAAUCAUUUUCAUUAUUGGUUUUUAUUGCUACGCGCUUAAAGUGGUCUCUCUGAAACAGCUUAUUUUUAACACUUUUAUUGAACCAGGGAACAUUACCCUUUUUCCUUAAUCUUUUUAAUCUCUUCGGUGCGUGUUUGUCAAGCACUUGAAGAAAUAAGGUUUUCCAGCAUUCCCACAUUUCAUCCACGUUUUGUUUGCAGUCAAGCUCUACCCAUGGAAGCAUAUACAAGUCACUAAGAAAGCUUUCAACAUUGAAUUUCCUAAAGUUUCUAAAUUCAACCGAAUUUUGAGAAUUUCCUUUAAUCACGGAAUUUAGUUUACGUGUUGCAUAGAUUAAACUAUGAUCACUUAUACCGAGAUGCACCACGCCUGAUUGAAUAAUUUUAUCCGGGAGGAAGAAAUGCAAACAUCAAGUAAUGAUUUUGUAGAUUUAGUAACACGUGUAGGAUCAUCAAUUAUUUGUGUUAAUUGGUACAGUUGCAUUAUUUCCUGGAGCAUUUUAACAUUCGACAAAUUUGAAUCGAGUAGAUUACAAUUUAGAUCACCUAACAUGUAAACUUCUUUGUUUUCAUCAUCCACUAAUUGAAUUAGCCUUUCAAUUUUUGAGAAAGUCUCAACAGUUGUAUUUGGAGGUCUAUAGACACUCGAAAAAAUGAAAGACUUACUAUUGGCUUGUUUUAUUUCCAAACAAACGGCUUCUAGAUCGUUUGGAAUUAAAUCUGGACGGUUUUCAUAGUUUACAUGACACCUAACGUACAUACAUACUCCCCCUCCAUUUCGUUUUCGAUCAGAGCGCAGUAUAUCGUAACCCUCGAUACUCAUAAGGUCGUCCGAAAUGGAGGAGUCAAGGCGAGUUUCAUUUAGUGCCAAGACAUCCAAUUUUUUAUCAUGCAAUAGCAGGCGAAUUUCGUCAAGGUGUUUCGGAAGGCUAGCUAUAUUGAGCAUAGCCAUUCUAAAACCUCUUAAUUUAGGAAUAUCUAAAACCUCUCAUUCUAAAACCUCUUAAUUUAGGAAAAACGUAAAAUUUUGACUUCAUAUAACUCGUUAUUCUUUCUUUAGUUCGCUGCUGCAUUUAAUGCUAUACUAACCGAAAAACAGAAAAGUAAUACCUUCCAAGAUACAAAUAAAAAGAAACCAGUCGCUCAGAAUAAAGAAUUAUUCUCACCUGUAAGUAUAAGUAAAACCACAAUAUAUUAAGUGCCUUAAACCAUGCAUGAUCAUCAUCACUUAAUUGUUAAUUUCACAAUAAUAGUUGAUUGUGGAACAACGCUGUUUCACAUUUUAUUGUGUGAACGGCAAGGUUCAAAUACUUGCAUGCAACCAAUGAGAAUGCACAUUUGUUUUUAUUAGCAUCCAGAACUCAUAGCUAUAAACCUCAUGCAUGCAUAGAUUUUUACGACUGGAACAAAAUACUGUAUCUGAUUAAUCUGAUCUAGAGAAAACUAUUUCAGUAUUGCGUAUAGUUGCAAAUCUUUACUUUUGCACAUGCAGAUCACAUCGAAAACAAAAGGUCCUGUUUCUGCCUGGUUACAAGACCUUGCUGGAAGUAAACCAUUGACUGCCCUUGCGAGUAGAAAGGUAUGUAAUCCUGCUAAAUUGUGGGUUAUUAACCAUUCAAUCGUGUAUUGAUACAGUAGAAUAGGUUACCGGUGUGGUAUGAGUAUCAUGAUAAAAUUGAUAUAAAACAUGUCAUUCUUUUACAGAAUAAUUGGUUGAUAUCCAUGCAUAUAAAAUUAUGUCCAAUGAUUAUCAUUGUCUGCUAUAGCCUUUAAUAGGAUCUCUAAAUUAUAAAUCAAAUUUUUAUGGAUUGAAUAUACCCAUGUAAAUAUCACAGGUGUUUUUGUUGUCAUUUUCGGCAUCAUGCUGUUGAAAAAUCGAAAUUAAUCUAAGCCAUCCCUGAUCCAAAAGAUGAGAGGUUGAACAACUUAGGAACUCGCAAGAAAGUAUAGUGAAAGUAAAAAUCAAAGAAUUCUAACUCUGUCAUUCCGACUCUGUCGUUUUCAAAGAGUGUAACUAAUUUGUAAGAUCUUAAAUUGUUUUUACAAUUUUUUAAAAAUAUAUACUGUACAGUAAUAAACCAGACUAUAAUCUAAUUUUAUACUGACUAUAUACGUACAUUAACGUACUGUGUGAAGAAAACUAAUAAUUACAGGCAGUGUUAUUCUGUUACAUGAAAUAAUUUGUUUGACAUCAACAGGUUCCAGUUUUUAACAAAAAAGAGGAACUGCUGAACAGUAUUUGUGAACACAAUGUACCACUGAUACGGGCCACUUGGUUUAUUAAGGUAAUAGUUAUUUCCUUUGAACUCAGAAUACAGUAUCUAUAAUUAUAUAUAUAUAUACCUUUUCAGUUGCGAUAGCUUGGGUUGAAUAAUUUGGCUGAUUUUUUUUUCAUUUCAAUGUUGAUUUGGGACGUCAUAUCUUAUCCAUACAUGUGAAACACAAACUUUAUAAUACUAAAGACUGAACAUCUCUUAGAGUAUAUAGGUUUCCAUUGUGAUCUGUUCUAUUGACAUACAAUGUAAGUUUUAUAAUUAUAGAAAAAUUGCGAAAUAUAUGGAGAAACAAAAUUCUUCAAUAAUACAUCUUUAUUUUCACUGCUCAUGCGCAUGUAGUUUUGAUACUCAGUUUGUACUUAGAAUGGUGUACUUUGUCUGGACUGAGGUGUCCGUUGUCUCAAGCUUUUUAGUAUGAGGAUUUCCAGGGCUUAAAAAAUAAAUCGGGAAUGCCGUACGAGGUUGUACGCUCUGUACGUUUAAUCGAUGUUGACGUACGAUUUUGUAUACUAGUUUUCCUAUAAAAUUCCCGUAGCAGAGGUUACAAUGUAUACUGGAAUUUGUUCAUUUUUAUAUUAGAUGACAUCCGCACACCAAAUGGCUUUAAUAUCAGAGUCAAGAAACAAGAAACGACAAGCUAGUGAUCCAGCUCAAGGUAACGGCCAUGUCAUCUUCUGAUCAUGUUUCUUUCACAUGCACAUCAAAGUGUAUUUUUAGCGAUGUAUCUUAAAAACGUUUUUCGACUAUACUUAUACCGACCUCUUGCUGUCAUGGCAAGUACUAGUUAGUCGUGAAAAUUGAUCUUUCUCCCAUUUAUCUAACAAAAAUAAAUCACUCAUUUGAAUUUUGCACAUGUUGAAAAAAGAUGAUUCAGCAAAUCGAAUACUGCAUGGUUUAUGUAUACCGUAUUUUACUAAAUACCGCAAGUUUGGGAUGAGAACUUAAAAUGAUUAGCUAUUCCUUAGAGCCUGUUCACUCCAGUCCAACAUGUUGGAUUAACAUCAUCCAAGGUAUAUAUUGUUGGAUGGAACAUUGUUGGUAUGUUUAAGCAUUAUGUUUGGCAGUAUUAAAGAUGUUGGAUCAGGUUUAACUUCAUAAUUUCCAUCCAAUAUCAUCUAACAAUUAGCCAUUCCGAAGUUGAUGAGUGGACUGGGGACGAGUGUUAAAAGUGCCCAAAUUAAGAAAUGAACCAAAUCACUAAAAAGACCACCUCAAAAUUAGUAAGUAUACAAAGUUUGAAGACGUUUACAUGAAUACCCUUCGAAUAAUAAGUUUUCGAAAAUCGCGAUAUUUACUAUGAAAUGUACUGUAAUUUUUGGUUUUGGGGACGCGCGUCCCCAAAACAGUCUUUUAAUCAGUAAUUUAUUAUUCGAAGUAUUCAUGUAAACGUCUUCAAAGUUUGUACACUUACUAAUUUUGAGGUGGUCUUUUUAGUGAUUUGGUUCAUUUCUUAAUUUGGGCACUUUUUAACACUCGUCCCCAGUCCACUCAUCAACUUCGGAAUGGCUAAUGUUGGACGUAGAAUCGAGUUUGAACGGACCUGCAUACUUGCCCAAUCAGCAAGCUGAAGAAAACUUGCAUACCUACUCUAUAAUAAUUUUGACUGAUUAAUCUUGAGUUUGCCCUUGAUGUGUAAGCAAAAUAGCCGUGGAGGAAAACAAAUGUUAUUCUCACAAUUUCUCUGUGAAUGCAUAUAUACAUCUAUAGUCCAGUCCCAGAUAAACAUAUUGUUGAAUGAGCGAGAUAUUUUAAUUUGAAUGGGAAGGCGACUCUGGAAAACCAGGUUUUUUGUUUGGAGCGCUGACAUACAGGUGCUGUACCAAAAAUCAGGUCGUUGUGGUGUGUUAAAGAUCAUGUACAACAGUUCUACUCAGGGGAGUGGAAAAAUCAUAUCUUGAUGAACCAAGGCUAUGUGGAAAAGAAAAUAAAGCCUCCAGCAUCUUAUAAAAUUGGCCCUUUAGAUGUCGUCUACCUCAUAGGACCUAGUCCUCGCCAGCUAGUAUUUACAAUUUUAGAGAUUUGAUCGGAAAUUAUGUCCGUAAUUUCUGGUCAUUGACUUUUCUGUGAAUGUAAUAAUUUAAUAUUUUAAUGUGAUAUUAAUGUAGAAUGGACCAGCACUAUCACAAAGUACCUGAAAGACCAGUUAAACAAAUUGAACGAUUAUCACCAGUCCUUUACACGAAUGACAACUGAAACUGAAUUACCACAGAAACAAUGGCAUUAUACAGUACGGCUUACUGAUUGGCUAUAUGAGGUAAACAUCCUUUUUGUUCUGGGGCCGUUAUUUAAUGUGCCUAUGACACGAAAUUUCACCCCAAAUGUUUAUGAUUGCAUUGUAAAGAUCACUUAAAAUGACUUAAUAAUUUCUUUUAUAGAAUUUUGGUAACUUGCUCCCUUUUCAAGAUAUUCAACUUUGUUUCAUAUUCAAAUAUCACCGGUGUGACAUCACAUCGCAUAAUGACAUUUUGAAAACGCAAUAUUUUACCAUGAUAAAAUAUUUUUACAAACAAAUACAGAGGGUUAAUUACCAGUUAUGAAAUUAAUACAUACACAAGGGCAAUUUUUAAGUUUUUUAGAUACGUAUUCGUCAAGAAAACUAUACUUUUCUGAAAACUCAUUAUGCGAUGUGAUGUCACAUCGGUGAUAUUUGAAUAUGAAACAAAGUUGAAUAUCUUGAAAACGGAGCAAGUUACCAAAAUUCUAUAAAAGAAAUUAUUAAGACGUCAUUUUAAGUGAUCUUUGCAAUGCAACCAUAAACCUUUGGGGUUAAAUUUCGUGUCAUAGGCACUUUAAAGCACGAUUAGCACUAACCGGCUGGGUUAAAUCCCCAAUUUGGUUUGCGAUAUUCUGCACGUCUUUCAGAAAUUUAGAAAAUAAAUAUUGGAUUGAUCCAGAUUUCUGGGAAAAAUUCAAGUUUAUGUUACUGUAGCUGUUCCGAAGAUUGAUUUGACGCUUUUGUUGAACCUAGGAUUGUACUAUUAAACCAGCUUUCGAUAGACUGGCCCUUCAUGUAAAGUAAACAAGAGUGAAUUUGUGUUUAAUUAAUCCAAUUUGUGUAGUGCUUGUUUUCCAUAUUGCACGAAAAACAAUUCUAUAAUAUGGCGUGCUAAAAUGGACAACAUUAUACUACAAACACUCGAAUAUAUAAAGCGAACCAUUUUACGUAUUUGUAGACACCAGAAACAAUUAUUUAAGUUAUUUUUAGAACACAUAUGCGUUUUUGUAUAUAAAAUGCAAUAUUGCAAUAAAAUAAUAAGAAAAGAGAGGCCAGGAGGCGGUGGAUAAGUAGUUUCUAAAAAGAUACAUGCAAUGGUGCAUGUUGAUCCUAGCAUGAAUUUUGUCAUUUAAACACGGUCGAAGAGUUGGCAUUGUAAGAGCGUCGAGAAAUUUCGGGAUGUACAAAAUACAAUUAGUACAUUUAUGACGUUAUUCAAUAAUAUAAUUGUUGUAUGUUUGCUAGGAGAAUCUUUUAGAUCGACAGGAGUUUUUUCAUUGGGUUGUCGAGCAAAUGGAUAAAGUAAAGAAUGACGAUAUUAUUUUGAAGCUAAUACUACCUGUCGUACUCAGG